Molecule: messenger RNA, 615 nt
Organism: Closterium sp. Yama58-4
Lineage: Eukaryota; Viridiplantae; Streptophyta; Zygnematophyceae; Desmidiales; Closteriaceae
Source: the annotation of a GenBank genome assembly
AUGACAGACUACGAGGGCGAGCAGCAAAUGGAGGUGGAGGCUUUAGAGGCGAUUCUCAUGGAGGAGUUCGAGAGGGUGGAGGACACAUCAGGCCUGGGCAUGCCAGCGGAUAAGCCAUGCUACCUAAUUACAAUAUCGCCCCAGGGGGACGACGAGGAAGAGACAACACCUUUUCCAGUGCGGCUGGCACUGUACUUCGCCCACACGCCCACCUACCCCGAUGAGCCACCGCUGCUCACUGUGCGAAGCCUACAAGGAGUGAGAGCCGUUGAUCUGGAGGAGAUUCGCAACAAGCUCAAGGAAGAGGUGAUAGAGCCGCACGGGCUGCCUGUGACAGUGGAGACAUUCACGGAGUGGCGAGAUCGGUUUGAGGCAGAGAUUGCGCUGGAGAAGGCCAAGUUGCUGUCAGAUGCAGCACUUGCAGCAUCCAGGGAGAAGCGGCUUACAGGCAGACAGUGGUUCGUGCAGAAAGCAAGCAAGGGAAUUGUGCUGGAUGAGGAGGAGGCGGCAGAGGAGGAGGAAGAGGAGAUCGAUUUCGAUGAUGAUGAUUUCGACGAAGACAUUGACGAGGAGGACAUGUUGGAUCAUUACCUUGCUGAAAAGAACCAAGCUUAG